Molecule: messenger RNA, 1656 nt
Organism: Penicillium angulare
Lineage: Eukaryota; Fungi; Ascomycota; Eurotiomycetes; Eurotiales; Aspergillaceae
Product: transferase family protein
Exons: 1
Coding region: 1-1656 (551 amino acids)
Molecular function (GO): acyltransferase activity, transferring groups other than amino-acyl groups
Source: RefSeq, a predicted model, not a curated record
AUGGGAUCCAUCGACGUGUCCAGAGUCGUUGAGGAACUCACGUCAGAGAGAAUAUUUCCGUUUGAGAGACCGCAAGAACAUGCAGUAGCGCUGUCUCUGAUAGAUGCCACAACAGUCGAUUUUUCAACGUCCUGUGCUAUCUGGCUUUGUGAAACACCAGAUCAACAAGAGACAGAUUUCAACUUAUUCAACCACUUUCGCCAGUCACUUCAAAUCACACUUAAUGCGUAUCCACAGUGGACCGGUCAUCUGAAGAGUAUACACUCUGUCGAUCCAGCGGACGUUCGAAGCGAGGCGGCGCAUUUUGAGCCUCACGCGCGCCGUUAUGGCCGGGUAUAUGCUCACUAUGGCACAUCCUCAGAUCCCGGGGUAGAGUUUGUGACCGCCGAAAGCCCGUUUACCCUCGAAACGCUCAGCCCAGCUUCAAGAACAACCGAGCAUCCGAUUUACGACCGCCAAGAGAUUUCAUUAAAGGAUUUCGUUCCAUCGGUCGUUGCCGUCAAUGCUGUCAGAGAAAAGGAUCCAAGUACGCCGGGUCUCUUACCACCUAUUAUGGCUGUCCAGGUCACCCAGCUCGCCUGUGGAGGAUUCGCAUUAUCAGUGAAGGUUGGCCAUCCACUCGCCGAUAUAACAUCGGUAGUCACCUUCGUCAAAGAUUGGGCGAGUAUCAGCCGUUGGAUUCUUUCUGGAUCCAAACAACCCACACCAAUUCUGGAUCCCGUAUUCGAGCCAGAUCAACUAGAUUCCAUGGCAGCAGGAGAUAUUAAUGCCGAAACCCCCGAUCCUGCCAUUCUCAAACAAGUCGCAAGUCUUCCCUUAAAUCGGUACGAUUGGUGGAUCUCGACAGCCGAAUGUCCAUGGAGACCACUCAUUCCCCCAGAAUACCGAGAUAAAGAGAUCCAACCGAUCGGCGACUCAAUGCCCUGGUCAGAAUGGGACUCAGUAUCUCCAGUGUCCCACUACUUAAUCCAUCUCACCCAUGCACAAGUCGAAAGUCUCUGGAAAGACGCAGUGAAAGGAAGUCCCCACGAGAGCGGCGCUAUCCGAAUAAGUCGCCACGACGCGAUUCUCGCACACAUGAUGUCCUGCAUCGCUCGCGCCAGGAACCAAAACGAAGAUACAGGCCCAUUACACUGCGAUCUCACAAUUGGACUGCGUCCUGCCCUCCAUCUUGAAACGAACUUCAUAGGUUCACCGAGCAUGAUAGUCAAUGUCGAAAUGAGUGGGGUUCAACUUGCCUCAUCGAAGAUACCCGCACAGGAACGGAUACGUACAAUUGCGCAUAAUAUCCGCAAGACAAUUGACCAGAUGACUCGACCUGCUGUUGUCGGCGCCCAUCUACAUAAGCUAUCGUACGAGACAUCUCCGCAGCGAAUUUGGCAGGCUUUUCUGGGAUCGCGACACUUGCUAGUGACGAGCUGGGCUCGAGCUGGUAUUUAUGAUAUUGACUUUGGAUUGAGCGCGUCGCCGAUAAUUCGGUUUGCUGAGGGUGUGGUCGCGGAUUUGGAUGGAUGUGCUGUUAUUAAAGAGGCUCCCCCUGGAAAGGAUAAUGGUGAUUUAGGUGGUAGUUGGACUGAUCACGGCGUUGAUGUGUCUCUUCAUCUUCGGGCGGAGGAUAUGGAACGGUUGAUAGAGGAUCCGCUUCUUCUGCCGUGA